Chelmon rostratus (copperband butterflyfish) is the source of this 3494-nucleotide messenger RNA. RefSeq names its product NLR family CARD domain-containing protein 3-like. The coding region runs from base 512 to 3136 and encodes 874 amino acids. NCBI's taxonomy places the organism in Eukaryota, Metazoa, Chordata, Actinopteri, Chaetodontiformes, Chaetodontidae. The record is from RefSeq and is a predicted model, not a curated record. The transcript is spliced from 9 exons.
CCAGAUAUGAGACUGCUGCAGGCCAGGCGCGCCUAGUACACCUGCGGGGAUCAAGUUUUUCUGAAUAUUUUUACCUCAUUGUUCAUUGCUUUUUGUAAAUAUCUAUAUCCAAACUGAGGCUUCAGCUGGGUACAUGUAUAUUAUGAUAUAAUCCUAGUUUUGUAAAUAUUUCCAGACGUGCAGAAGAGUGGACUGUGGAUCUUGUCCUUGUAGUUUCCUUUCGGAUUCAUAUUUAUCAAAACUCACAUAGCCUAUUUUAUUAAUAAGCAUUACUUAAAUAUACUGCUGGAAAAUGUCUGGCUGUCCCUGCGCAGAGUGAGUGUUUGCCAGGAAAGGCGGGGAGAUACAGUAACUGGACCAGUCUGUCUCUUAUCUGCUGGCAUGCAGACUACCCUUCGCGUCAAGUUUCACUCUCCGCUGUGAUCAACAGCAACAGCAGCAGCAGCAGCAGCAGUAGAGGUUACAGCAGGAGAGAACAGACUCUCCUGAACCUGAACCCUGCCGGGUGUCCAUGAAGGCAAACUGUCCAACAGAAGAAGCCGCUGAGCCCAAGGAUGGAAAGCAAGAUAUGAUCCACCAGGAGAGACCAGAUUCACCUGUUCCCGGCUGUGUGUCCAUGAAGAGUUGCCGGUCGAUGGGUCAGCCUCUUGCUUUCAAAGAUGGACACCACUCUAUUGGUAGAAGGAUCCACCAGGAGAGACCAGACUCAUCUGUUCCCGGCUGUGUGUCCAUGAAAAGUGACCGGUCGAUGGGUCAGCCUCUUGCUUUCAAAGAUGGACACCACUCUAUUGGUAGAAGAGCUGAUCUGGAGACAUCAGAUGUUGCCAUCAGUCAAUCUGCUCAGCAUCAAACAGACCUGGACUCCAUAUUUAUGCUACUUGAGGAGAACAUUGUCAGUUUUGUGAAGAAUGAGCUGAAGAAGUUACAGAGGGUCCUCAGACCAGAUUACCCAGAAUGCUUAGGCAGGCUGGGAGAGGAUGAGGAGGUGCUGGAUGGUGACGAGCAGAGGAGGAGCAGCAGAGAGGCGUUUCUGAAGAUCACCCAGCACUUCCUGAGGUGGAUGAAGCAGGAGGAGCUGGCUGACUGGCUGCAGAGCAAAACUCCUGCCUUUUGCAAGUGCAAACUCAAGUCUCAUCUACAGGAGAAAUUCAAGUAUUUAUUUGAGGGGAUUGCUAAAGCAGGAAACCCAGCCCAUCUGAAUCAGAUCUACACAGAGCUCUACAUCACAGAGGGAGAGACUGGAGAAGUCAAUAAUGAACAUGAGGUCAGACAGAUUAAAACAACAUCCAGGAAACCACUGAGGUCCGAAGUAAUGAUCAGAUGUGAAGACAUCUUUAAACCCUCACUUGGAAGAUCUGAACCAAUCAGAACGGUGAUGACAAAGGGAGUUGCUGGCAUUGGGAAAACAGUCUUAACACAGAAGUUCACACUGGACUGGGCUGAAGGCAGAGCCAACCAGGACAUACAGUUCACUUUUCCAUUGUCUUUCAGAGAGCUGAAUGUGCUAAAGGAGAAGAAGUACAGCUUGGUGGAACUUGUUCAUCACUUCUUUACUGAAACCAAAGAAGCAGGAAUCUGCAGGUUUGAAGAGUUCCAGGUUGCUUUCAUCUUUGAUGGUCUGGAUGAGUGUCGACUUCCUCUCGACUUCCACAACAAUGAGAUCCUGACUGAUAUUACAGUUUCCACCUCAGUGGAUGUGCUGCUGACAAACCUCAUCAGCGGGAAACUGCUUCCCUCUGCUCGCAUCUGGAUAACCACACGACCUGCAGCAGCCAGUCAGAUCCCUCCUGAGUGUGUUGACAUGGUGACAGAGGUCACAGGGUUCACUGACCCACAGAAGGAGGAGUACUUCAGGAAGAGAUUCAGAGAUGAGGAGCUGGCCAGCAGAAUAAUCUCCCACAUCAAGACAUCACGCAGCCUCCACAUCAUGUGCCACAUCCCAGUUUUCUGCUGGAUCACUGCCACAGUCUUGGAGGAUGUGUUAAAAACCAGACAUGGAGGACAGCUGCCCAAAACCCUGACUGAGAUGUACAUUCACUUCCUGGUGGUUCAGUCCAAACUGAAGAAUAUGAAGUAUGAUGGAGGAGCUGAGAUGGAUCCACACUGGAAUCCAGAGAGCAGGAAGAUGAUUAUGUCUCUGGGAAAACUGGCUUUUGAGCAGCUGCAGAAAGGCAACCUGAUCUUCUAUGAAUCAGACCUGACAGAGUGUGGCAUCGAUGUCAGAGCAGCCUCAGUGUACUCAGGAGUGUUCACACAGAUCUUUAAAGAGGAGAGAGGAUUGUACCGGGACAAGGUGUUUUGCUUCAUCCAUCUGAGUGUUCAAGAGUUUCUGGCAGCUCUCCAUGUCCAUCUGACAUUCAUCAACUCCGGGGUUGAUCUCCUAACAGAGGAUCAAUCAACCUAUCAUGGCUCUACACCAACAUCAGACAAAUCUGCAGUAAAAUGCUUCUACCACAGUGCUGUGGACAAAGCCUUACAGAGUCCUAAUGGACACUUGGACUUGUUCCUCCGCUUUUUCGUCGGUCUUUCCUUGCAGGCCAAUCAAGCUCUCCUGCGAGGCCUGCUCACUCAGACAGGAAGUUGCUUAUCCACCGAUCAGGAAACAGUCCAAUACAUCAAGAAUAAAAUCAGGGAGAAUCCAUGUCCAGAGAGAGGCAUCAAUCUGUUCCACUGUCUGAAUGAGCUGAAGGACCAUUCUCUUGUGGAGGAGAUCCAAAUGUGCUUGAGUUCAGGUGGUCUCUCUGCAGAUAAUCUGUCUCCUGCUCAGUGGUCAGCUCUGAUCUUCGUCUUGCUGUCAUCCGAAAAAGAUCUGGACGUGUUUGACCUGAAGAAAUACUCUGCUUCAGAGGAGGCUCUCCUGAGGCUGCUGUCAGUGAUCAAAGCCUCCAGCAAAGCUCUGUUGAGUGUCUGUAAGUCAUCAGAGAAAAACUGUGAAGCUCUGGCCUCAGUUCUCAGCUCCAAGUCAUCUGGUCUGAAAGAGCUGGACCCGGGUAACAACAACUUACAGGAUUCAGGAGUGAAGAUGUUGUCUGCUGGACUGGAGAAUCCACACUGUAGGCUGGAAACUCUACGAUUGUUUUUAAGUAACGCUUACAGGCUUCUGUCCUGGGCUGCCCACUGGGCUGGAUGUGGGUGAGAAGAGGCUCUUGGCCAAGCUCACAGCCAUCAUGGACAACAGUUCUCACCCACUUCACCGGACUGUAGAGGUCUUUCAGUGGCCGACUGAGACACUACAAACAUCCUAAUGCACUGCUACUCCAGAUCCACCAAAAUUACACUUUCUUUUCCUUAAACUUACUGUACAUAGAAUACCUAAUUUUUUAAAUAAAAAAAGGUAAAUUGUUUUUGUUGUUUGCACUGUUGUCAUAUAUUGUCCUUCUUUGCACCUCCAUUUGCUGUUUUUACCCCCCCCCCCCCUUGUGUGUUCUGAAGAGCUUCUGUAAAAGUGCAUUUCUCCAGUGUGAGAUGAAUAAAGUCUAUCUAAUCUAAUCUAA